CUGCGAUCAGGUGCGAGUUGUUGGCCUCUGUCAGUGCACACCGCGAUAGAAACCGAGGCGCAUCCGCAUCGACGGAAAAACCACGCGACACAUCCGUUUCGGUUCAUUUAACAACGCGAGUAAUUUCUUACCGCCCGGCGAGUGGAAAGUUCUUCGAGCAAAUCAACCACAGAAAAUAAAGUGAUGCAAUAAAGUGAUAAAGUGCUCGUUGGAUUAUUUUAGUGAUUUUUGACUUUUUUCGUUGUAAAUAACCAGUAAAAAAUACACAAAAUGAAAGGGAGGGAAAAGUUGUGCGCCAAGCUGUCAAGUGCUUUUUUGAGAAAGUGGUGGAUUGUGGUUGCACUGUCGAUAGCUAUAAUUUUAUCUGGAGUCAUAGUAGUUGUAUUCUUCACUAGUUGGGUUAACUUAGUCAUAGACCAUGAAUUAGUUUUAAAAGAUGGCGGCCAAGCUUUCGGUUGGUGGUCAAAACCUCCGGUAGUUCCAAUGAUUAAAGUUUACGUUUAUAACGUAACAAAUGCAGACGAGUUCCUUAACAACGGUUCCAAGCCAAUUUUGGACGAACUGGGUCCAUACGUUUACGUAGAAAAAUGGGAAAAGAAAAACAUCAAAUUCAACGACAACGGCACCGUUACCUUUCAACAAGAAAAAAUCUACAUGUUUGAUGAAAGUUUGUCAGUUGGCUCUGAAGAUGACGUUGUCGUAGUGCCAAAUAUUCCCAUGUUGAGCGCCACCUCGCAAUCGAAACACGCAGCGAGAUUCUUGAGGUUGGCCAUGGCGAGCAUCAUGGACAUCCUGAAAAUCAAACCGUUCGUCGAGGUUUCGGUAGGCCAGCUACUUUGGGGUUACGAGGAUCCCCUUCUUAAGUUGGCCAAGGACGUUGUUCCCAAGGAACAGAAAUUGCCGUACGAGGAGUUUGGACUGAUGUACAAUAAAAAUGGUACAUCCCAAGACGUAGUAACUAUGUUUACUGGAGGUAACGAUAUCACGAAAUACGGGUUAAUUGACAACUUUAAUGGUCACUCCAAACUGCCACACUACAAAACUGAUAAGUGUAACAGUCUUGCAGGGUCAGAUGGUUCCAUUUUUCCACCCCAUAUGACCAAAAACACCACAAUUCACGUUUACGACAAAGAUCUAUGCAGAAUCUUGCCUUUGGUAUAUGAAAAGGAUGUGGUAGCCAGCAAUGAUAUACCGGCCUACAGGUUCACACCUCCCAAAAACGUUUUUGACAGUCCCGAAGACAACCCGGAAAACGACUGCUUCUGCCCCCAAGGGCCCCCAUGCGCCCCUUCAGGAUUCUUCAACGUAUCCCUUUGCCAAUACGACUCCCCUGUUUUGCUAUCCUUCCCUCAUUUCUACCUAGCUGACGACAAAUACAGGACCGCUGUCGAAGGUAUUUCACCACCUGAACCAGAAAAACACAAGUUCUAUAUUGACGUACAACCUCUGAUGGGAACAGCUAUGAGCGCCAAGGCUAGAGUGCAAAUCAAUCUGGCGGUGUCUCAGGUUGUGGACAUCAAACAAGUUGCCACCUUUCCGGACAUCAUUUUUCCCAUCAUGUGGUUUGAAGAAGGUUUGGACUCACUUCCGGAGGAAAUGACGAGCCUGAUGAAGCUGGCCAAUACGGUGCCGCCCAUCGCCAAGACCGCCCUUUCCAUUGGUCUGUUCGUAGUGGGCGCCAUUUUGUUGGCGAUCGCCGUGUGGCGAUUGGUCAGGGGUGCCAACCGGCUGAGUUCCUUGCAUUUGGCACCAGGACACGUGGGAAAGUCCAACGGCAAAGACGUACCAAUGUCCAACGUGAGAAACUAAAAUCCCCUAGAUUUUUUUUUUGUUAUACUUGUUUUUAUAUUAGAGAAAAUUUUCAUUUUUUGCCAUUUUGUAGGUUUUCAGUAAUAAAUGACUGUUGUUUUUAUUGUUUCGGGGUUUUUGAAAAAAAAUCGAAUUAUUAUUGCCAAUGAUUGGCAUUUUUUAAUAGGAUUAGUGAAAAUUGCUCAUUCAUUAAAUUUUAUACUUACAACAAAAGACAAUUUAUUUAUUGAUAAAUAGAUGGGUUAUAUGUGAUAAGAAAUUAUAUGACAAUAAAAUUUAUUUAAUAAAUUUUCUGGUAGGGAUUAAAAAAUGUAAAUAGUAUUUUUUUUAUUUUUGACAUUCCAUAAAAAAAUUAUCGAAAUCCGUCCAGUUUUACAUUUUUGUAUAUUAUUAGUUAGAUGAAUUAUUUUAAAGUAGUUUCCAUUGGUUAUUUGUAAUAUAUUUUAGUAAAAUAAAUUUUUAUAAGAUUA
This is a messenger RNA of Brassicogethes aeneus, 2279 nucleotides long. The record is from the annotation of a GenBank genome assembly. Lineage: Eukaryota; Metazoa; Arthropoda; Insecta; Coleoptera; Nitidulidae.